ACCAGCCCCGGAGUCUGGCCGGGAGCGCGGCUCGUUUCUCCCCGUGUCCGGGCCCCGCGAUCCAGGCCCGGCCCCGCAGGUGCCGCCCGCCCGGAGCUCGCGGGACGCUUCGCCGCCGCCGCCCGGGAGACCGACGGACCGAGCGGGGCGGGGGAGAGACGGACACGGACCAUCGGUUGGAGAGACCGGAGCAGGGCCAGGACCCCGGCUCGGCUUCGCUGAAUCGGACCCAGUCAGACCGAGAGGAGCCGAUCCCAGCCCAGCGUCUGCAGCAGCGUCUGUAGCCUGAGUGUCGCUGAGAGACAAUGGGGCCAGGAGCUGUGGACACUGACAGCCAAGUGCCACUGCAGCGAGGGUACCGUAUUGGUGGCAAUGGACACCAGAGGAGUGGAUGGUGGCCAGAACCUCCUUGUAACUGCAAGAGACGCACUGUCACCCUCACAGUCGCCCUCGCAAUCAUGUUCUUAGGUCUCAUCAUCACUGUUAUUGUCCUGGCAGUGUUGCUGUCUAGGCGUCCUCCAGCUGCCCAUGGCCCCUGCUGCCCGGACGGCUGGGUCGGAUACCAAGGGAAAUGCUAUUAUUUCUCCGAGGCCGAAGAGAACUGGAACAACAGCCAGAGACACUGCUCCUCCCUCGGUGCCUCCCUGGCUGCGAUCGACACCCUGCAGGACCUGGAUUUCAUGCUGCGCUAUAAAGGCAAACCCCACCACUGGGUCGGCCUCCGGAGGGAGCAGGAGCUGGGCCAGCCCUGGAAAUGGGUCAACGGCACCGAAUUCAACCACCUGUUUGUGAUAACAGCAGAUGGUGACUGCGUGUAUCUGAAUGACGAGAAUUGGGUCAGCAGCUCACAGUGCACCAGUGAGAGACACUGGAUCUGCAGCAAACCUGAUGCGUUUACAAAGGCGAAGGAGGCGGCAGUGGAAGGGGGCUCAUAACAAGUGUAU
Mauremys reevesii (Reeves's turtle) is the source of this 944-nucleotide messenger RNA. Its product is annotated as C-type lectin domain family 2 member D-like. Lineage: Eukaryota; Metazoa; Chordata; Testudines; Geoemydidae. The coding region runs from base 306 to 935 and encodes 209 amino acids. The transcript has 6 exons. The record is from RefSeq and is a predicted model, not a curated record.